AUUCAAACCCCUCAUUUAAGCAAUCAAUUUCACCCACUAAUUUUGCUUUUGAUACUUUGAGAAUCUUGAUUGUUUAUUUUCAUCAAUUUUUACUAUGAUUUCCUCCCAUAAUAAUCUCAGAAAUUUUGUUUGUCCUUCUAAAUUUUAAAUUUUCUACGUAUACAGAAUCAUUUUUAUUGCUUAUAUCUUCUCAAUAUUCAAGAAUCCAAGAAUAAGUAAAUAUUCAAUAACUGUCAAUCAUAUUAUCAUUUUUAUUCCUAUAUUUAUUACCCAAAUCUUUCUUAAGGUCUAUUAGCAUCAGCAAUAUAGAAAAAUCAAAGAUUAAAUUUAAAAAAAAAAAAAAAUCAAAACCAUUUUCAUCUUCAGAAUCAUUCCCACAGGCUACAACAAUGGAACUAGCAGUGUUUAAUUUCUUUUUCCCUCUACUUUUCUUUCUCCCUUUCUUAUUUUCAGUUUCAGAAGCUACGGAAUUCCCAAAAACACAAGCAGAAAAGAUUAUUAGAGAGAUGAACUUGUUCCCUGAACUUGAUGUGAACAUUGUUGAAGAAGAUCCUGCAUUGACAGCACCAAAGAUGGUCGAAAAAAGUUUUAGAUUCCCCGGCUUAAGUAAUCCCGGAACCAGUGUUCAAGAUUUGGGUCACAGGGCUGGAUAUUAUAGACUUCCUCACACCAAAGGUGCAAGGAUGUUCUACUUUUUCUUUGAAUCAAGAAACAUGACGAGUACUGACCCGGUUGUCGUUUGGUUAACGGGAGGACCAGGAUGCAGUGGAUCGUUGGCCCUGUUUUAUGAAAAUGGCCCUUUCCACAUAACAGACAACUUGUCUCUUGUAUGGAAUGAUUUUGGUUGGGAUAAGGUCUCAAACAUUAUAUUUGUCGACCAACCAACUGGAACAGGUUUCAGUUAUACGUCUGACAAUAAUGACAUACGAGCGACUUCUGAGGGAGCUGCUGGGGAUUUCUACGACUUCCUGCAGGCAUUUUUCCAAGCGCACCCUCAGUAUGCAAAGAAUGACUUUUACAUCACCGGAGAAUCAUACGCUGGGCACUACAUUCCUGCUUUUGCUGCUCGGAUACAACAGGGAAACGAUAAUAAACAAGGGAUUCAUAUUAACAUGAAAGGAUUAGCUAUUGGUAAUGGAAUGACAGAUCCACAGAUCCAGUACAAAGCAUACACUGAUUAUGCUUUAAACAUGAAAUUGAUCACCCAAUCUGAUUAUGACAGCAUGAGUGAGUCAGUUUCUGAAUGUGUAGAGGCAAUAAAAAUCUGUGGCAGUAGUAAUGGUUCAUCGUCAGCGUGCUCCCAGGCUUAUGUUCAGUGCAAUGACAUUUUCAAUAAUAUACUUAACAUAGCUGGUGAUAUAAAUUACUAUGAUAUUCGAAAAACUUGUGUGGGUUCUCUGUGCUACGACUUCUCGAAUGUGGAAAAUUUUUUGAACCAGAAGCCAGUUAGACAAGCACUUGGCGUUGGAAAUAUAGAAUUUGUUUCAUGUAGUACUGUGGUGUUUGAUGCAAUGACAACGGAUGCGAUGAAGAAUUUCGAAGUUGGUGUUCCUGCUCUAUUAGAGAAUGGAGUCAAGUUACUUGUAUAUGCUGGGGAGUAUGAUCUCAUUUGCAACUGGCUUGGAAACUCAAGAUGGGUCGAUGCCAUGAUGUGGUCUGGACAGAAAGACUUUGUAUCCGCUCCUACCUUUCCAUUUAGCGUAGAUGGAGUGGAGGUAGGAUUACAGAAAAGCCACGGACAACUCACGUUCCUUAAGGUCAAUAAUGCUGGUCACAUGGUUCCUAUGGAUCAACCUAAAGCAUCACUAGAAAUGCUAAAGAGGUGGAUGCAAGGUAUAUCUCUGUGAAGAAAAGCAGCACAAACCCCAAAUUUGUAAUGAUUCAACACACUUCUGUUUUACAUGUAUUGAUUUUUUGAUUUAGAUUGUCUAAAUAAAAGUUUCAUCUAUUCAUGUUUA
This is a messenger RNA of Olea europaea var. sylvestris, 1958 nucleotides long. Its product is annotated as serine carboxypeptidase-like. The coding region runs from base 390 to 1847 and encodes 485 amino acids. Gene Ontology annotation, molecular function: serine-type carboxypeptidase activity. Gene Ontology annotation, cellular component: vacuole. Lineage: Eukaryota; Viridiplantae; Streptophyta; Magnoliopsida; Lamiales; Oleaceae. The transcript is spliced from 8 exons. Gene Ontology annotation, biological process: proteolysis. The record is from RefSeq and is a predicted model, not a curated record.